AUGGCGGCAGAGCGCAAUCAAUUUCUUGGAUUAAACGAAGAAGAGGAAGCUGUGGCCAAAGGUCUUGCUGCGCGGGCUCUCCUCACAAGUGUCACCUACCCGUUGACUUGUGUGAAGACACUCAUUCAACUCGGUCAUGAACCUUUUCCACUGUCCACCGGGAGAACACUCAUUGUUGCUGGACGCAAUGCUUAUUUUCUUCCUAACGCUUUCAGUUAUGCUAGCCAACUAGCUCAUGCGCGUGGCGUCGGUGUGUUAUUUACCGGUAUAGAUUCGGCUGUAUGUUCUCUGAUCAUCCAAGGAAUAACCUCGUAUCAGACAAAGAAGUACAUUGACCAGUACUACCCCGAAAUUGGAGGUAUGCCGGAGAAUGUGGACGCUGAUGAGAAGGACCUGAGUGAUCACCAAUCUUUCAAGCGACAUCUUCGUGUUGCCAUUCGUGAAUCGGUUGUCCGCGUAGCAACUGUUGCUGUCGCAAGGCCUUUAACCGUUGUAAUGAUCCGCCAAAUUGCACAGCUUAUUGGGCACGAAUCAAAAUAUAACGGUGUAUGGUCAAGCCUCCGUGUAAUUGGUCUAGAAGAAGGACCCGGUGGUUUGUUCAGCGGUUUGGUGCCACAGAUUGUUGGGGAGAUAGUGAUUGUGUUCGGAACAGGAGCUCUUCUUUACGCGGCUGAAAGAGCAAUUGUUCACGCAGGCUUGUACGAGAAGAAAGACGAGAAAAGCGUAAAAGAAGUGGAGGACCUUCGCAAAUUUACAAACCUAGCGAUUCCAUUCGUUGUGAAUUCGUUUGGUUAUCCAUAUCAAGUUGUCAGUACCGUUAUGGCUGUCGCUGGAUCUGGUCUCGCCGUUGCAUUCCUUCCAUACGCACCAUCGUUUGUGAAUUGGCACUCUGCUUGGGACUAUCUCACUCCUCAUGGUCUCAAGCGAGGAUCUCGCUUGUUUUUACGAGAACAAACAGGAGCAGUUACAGUCGGAGUUGACAAACAACUGUAUGCGAACAAUAAGUUCUUUGCGUAG
This is a messenger RNA of Necator americanus (New World hookworm), 1017 nucleotides long. RefSeq lists its product as uncharacterized. Lineage: Eukaryota; Metazoa; Nematoda; Chromadorea; Rhabditida; Ancylostomatidae. The record is from RefSeq and is a predicted model, not a curated record. The coding region runs from base 1 to 1017 and encodes 338 amino acids. The transcript has 9 exons.